CCCAGCGUCAAUGGGUCCUGACUAGACGUGCUAGGAGCCGAGGCUCCCCGCUUCGACCUAAAGGCUCGGUCUUCCCACCGCCUCCUUCGCGGGCGCCAUCACAAGCCUCCGAGAGCGAAACGAACGCGCCGCACACUUACGCCAAGCCAGGCAGAGGUAUGAUAGAAGCCUAUUGAGAGACAAUGUCUAUUCCAUUCUCCAACACCACUCAGCGCAUUCCUCCAGGAUUUGCAAAUCUGCUUGAAGGGCUUGCCCGGGAAGUCUUGAGGAACCAGCCUGAAGAUAUACCAACCUUUGCAGCCAAAUAUUUUGAAACUCUUCUCAUCGAAAGAGAAAAAACUGGGUAUGAUCCAGCUGAGUGGGGAGCAAAGCUAGAUGACCGAUACUACAAUAACCGUGCUUUCAAUGAACUUGCACCACCAGGAGGUGGUGAUAAAACUGAGAAGGAAGAACCUGCUGCACAGUCAGAGGAGGAGACCAAGCAACCACCAACUGAGGGAACAGGUAUUAGCUUAACAGAAGAACAAGCUGCCACGAAAAUUCAGGCUACUUACAGGGGAUACAGAACAAGGAAAGAAGGGAAAAGCGCACAAGAAGAACCAGAAGAUGGGAAGGAAGAUGGAGAUGGAGCUGGGAAGAUGGAAGCGCCAACUGAGCCUGAUGCAAAAGAACCGCAGUAAAUGAACACAGCAGUCCUGCUUGUUGUCCAGUUUUAGAACUGGAUGCAGGCAAAGUUCCAUUGGUCUGCUUUAGAAGCAUGUACCAAGUUUAUUAAAUAAACCAUACACUUUAAA
Molecule: messenger RNA, 794 nt
Organism: Varanus komodoensis (Komodo dragon)
Lineage: Eukaryota; Metazoa; Chordata; Lepidosauria; Squamata; Varanidae
Gene: SPA17
Product: sperm autoantigenic protein 17
Exons: 5
Coding region: 183-680 (165 amino acids)
Biological process (GO): binding of sperm to zona pellucida
Cellular component (GO): membrane
Molecular function (GO): calmodulin binding
Source: RefSeq, a predicted model, not a curated record